AUGUUCCUUGCCUUAUCUGCCCUUUCUCAACUUUUGACGAGGGGCAAGAAAGCGUGGUGGUGGUUGGGCAUGUUCUGCCCUCCUCCGAGGGAAUCGGGGCAUCCCUUGCAGGGUGCCUCGAAACGUGAGUUGCCCGCUGCGCGCUGCGCGCUCCCCUCCCCAUUCCAGGCCUGUCACUCUGCUACAUACUUCGGUGACGUCCAGCAUAUCCAGGCAUGGCUUUCACCAAAGGGCACGCCUUGA
Molecule: messenger RNA, 243 nt
Organism: Penicillium waksmanii
Lineage: Eukaryota; Fungi; Ascomycota; Eurotiomycetes; Eurotiales; Aspergillaceae
Exons: 1
Coding region: 1-243 (80 amino acids)
Source: RefSeq, a predicted model, not a curated record